Messenger RNA from Aspergillus pseudonomiae, 1716 nucleotides. Its product is annotated as fungal specific transcription factor domain-containing protein. Gene Ontology annotation, biological process: DNA-templated transcription. Gene Ontology annotation, molecular function: DNA binding; zinc ion binding. The transcript has 5 exons. The record is from RefSeq and is a predicted model, not a curated record. Bases 1 to 1716 code for a protein of 571 amino acids. NCBI's taxonomy places the organism in Eukaryota, Fungi, Ascomycota, Eurotiomycetes, Eurotiales, Aspergillaceae.
AUGCCAAUAUGUUCCAGGUAUCCUCGCAAGAAGGCUUUACGACAGUCGGGCACUCCACAAGAGGGAGAUUCCUUAAUCUCAGACUCGACUGUUUCCGCCGAUAAUAGUAUUUUCCAGCCAGGUGACAGUUCACUUGUGCCUAUCGAUGCAUCGGAUUCUCCCGAUCAGCGCCAUCGUCUGGGACAACGCGGUAGCAGUGCGACACAUAGCCGGAACAGCUUUGGAACUUCCUGGAUAUCGCCCGGAGAUACGACUACCGUUUCUCAUCAGACCGUGUUCUUAGGAGAAUCAAGUCCCCUGACGUGUGUUAUUGACGAGGGACGGCGGUCGCCUGAGAAAGGUCCGGCGAACGCUAUGCAAAACACUCGUCUUCAUUACCCUAUCCCAGAAAGGCUGGAAGCUAAUAGUACACGUGAUGAAGCUCUCCGCGCACACAGGCGAAAGGUGCAAGAGCAGCUGAAUGCUGACGGUGCAUUUUCCUAUCCCCCAACAGAAACUUGUGCCAUACUACUGAGAGCCUACUUCACAUGGUUCCACCCAUGCUUUCCCAUUCUGGACCGCUUAGCGGUCAAACAGGCAUACAUGCGAGGCGAUAUCUCUCACCUUCUGCUGCAGUCGAUGCUCUUCAUAGGAGUUAGUCUUUGCACUGACGACGACUUUGCUUGCACAGAGUUCUCUGUUCGAUAUCGAGCUAAGUUUCUCUUUUAUAGUCGGGCUAAGGCCAUAUAUGAUGCCGACUGGGAGUCGAAUAAAACGACUAAGCUGCAGUCAUUGUUCUUGCUGAGCUCUUGGCGUGGAGGCCCGUCUGAAGAACGUGAUACGCGGUUCUGGUUGGGAGUCGCUAUCAGCCUGGCUCAAAAGCGUGGCAUGCAUAUGAUGUCCAAACUACCCUUCCCGUCCGCGCGGGAAGAGAAAUUAUGGAAGCGAAUAUGGUGGGCCCUUUAUAUACGCGACCAGCAGAGUGCAGCAGCCUUGGGUCUUCCGCCUCGGAUACGAGACGAGGACUGCGAUGUGGCAAUGCUUGAGCCCAGCGAUAUCCGUGAAGACGAAACAGUUGAUGAUGCAAAUGUGUUUGGAGCACAGAGAGAUGAAGAUAUAGUCUAUCCGGCGCAAAUGGCCAAAUUAGCCAGGAUAUCCCUGAAACUAGAAAGUGCAACGUCCCCGAAGGCAAUGUUUUUGACCGGGUUGUUGCACAUGACGUACAAAAUCACCCAUACAUUCUCAACGCUGUGUAUCCAUACUAUCCACUGUCGACGAACGUCCGGAACAGCUAGGAAGUUGGCAGAACACCGCGCAAAGCUCUGUCUUCUUGGGCUCCAGGAGCUACAGAAAACAUGGGAUAUAGAAAAUUGGGUACUAAAUCUUUUCUUCCGGUGCCUGGAUGAUAGCACCGCGCGUACCCUCCGGUUGACAGACAUUGUCGCACCAUCAGGCCAGCCAGUAAACCAGAUUGAGACUACCGAGAAAAGUACCCACACAGAUCAAGCUCAGGAUCUGCCUACCCCGACUGAGGCCAUGGAUUCUAUUCGUGAUGACCCCACACUAGCACCUGCCCUACAACCGUCUCCGAGCAUGGAGAAUGCGGAUAUAACAGCGUCCGGUGAAUGGUACGGAUUGUUUAACUUUACUGAUGAUUUUACGGAUGUCCUAGGGGCAUCCUCACAUCAUGAUUCACUCAACUUGCAAAACCUGGAAUUUUUAUACCGAUUCCUAUAA